UCUUGAAAGUUAUCAUCUUUUUCAAAAGAGCUUUUGGUUUUGUGGCUAAGAAAAAAGCACUGUUUACAUUGGCAUUUGUAAAUCACAAAUUGCCAUUUUAGUAGCUUUGGUUUACUUUAUAUUGGGUUCUGUUGUGAUUUACACGGAGAGUGGCUUAUGGGGUGGUUGUCUUCUUGUUUCCCAUUUGAUUAGGAACCAAUUUUUUCAUGUGGGUUUAUUGAGUUACAGACUAUACAUAAUUAAAAAUUUGAUCUUUGAUGAUUCUUGACCAAAUAUUUUAAGCUAGAUUUUUCCAUAUGAUAUAUAUAAUCUGGUAGAUUCCUUGGAUUUUCAGCGCAAUUUUUAUACAGAUUUGGUUGUUGGGUAGUUGAUGUUUGAUUCAUCGAUACUGUUAAAUCACAUCUCUUUUUAUGAUCUUGCUCAUAUUCUUUUCUCUCAUACUUUUAGCAAAAUAAAAAAGAGAAGAUACUUGUUGUCUACCGUUUUGGUGGUUUAAUUUAACUGAUACCAAGAUGCUGUUUUAUGGGUUGUAGUAGUAUAGUAGUACCUUUCAAACUUGAAAGUUGAAAGAAACCCCAUUAGAACAAUAUAUAUAUAUAUAUUAUUAGAUCAUUUGAAGUAAUAGCAUAGAACAGCAUAUGUUGGGUUUUGCAAAUUGAAAGCUUUUAAAAAAGGGGGAAGGGGAUUUAAAAAGAGGAGAAAGCACAGAGACAGAGCAAUCAGAAAAUGAAAUGAAAAAGAAGAGAGGGGUAUUGUGUGAUGUAGAAUCAGAUUUGCCAAAUUUUUUAAGUGUUUUGAAGUCUGUUGGCUAUGUCUCCAGAGCUGACUUGCUGACCCGGGCUCCGUGGGCUUUGCCGCCGACCAAGGAAACAGCCAUUUUCUUAAACCCUCUUCCCAUUUAAAACAAUCCUUUUUCUUCUUAAAAAAUUUCACAAACCCCAUCUCUCAUUUCCCUUUCUUUCUCUUUUAAUCUCUCUCUAUCACUAAGCUUUUGCCUUUUGCCUUGGUUUUUGUUAAGAUUCCAUCACACCCCACAACCAUAUAUUCAUCCCCUUCUUUCAAAUCCUCUUUUUUCUCUUCAGAAAUUUGGUCAAAUUCAGAGAUUUGGUCCCCCACUCUGUCUUUUUCUUUUGUGGUUUUCUGCAUGGUUCUUCAUUGGGGGUCUUGCUGCUUGUUUGUUGACGUUUUGAGCUCAUUUUUGGUGUAAUUUGUUGUUUGAGUAUUGAGGAAGAGCUCAUUUUUUUGGGGGGUGAUUGAGGAAACUUGAAGCUUAUUUCUUGGUUGUCAAGAUGAAGUUCAUGAAACUUGGAUCAAAACCUGAUUGUUUUCAGAGUGAUGGGACCAAUGUUAGCUAUUGCCUACGAUUCUUUGGGGAAGGGAUCGCAUCAUAUGUGAUGGAAUUAAGUUCGCAAAAUUUUGAAUUCGCUCAAACGACCAGACAUUAGAGAGAUGCUUUGAAAAAGAACCAUGAGCAAAAUAGCAUAUAUCUUUUCUGUGCUUCGGAAGAGUUCGAGAACAUGAAUAUAGCAGUAUUGAGAUUCCACAUUUUCACAAAGAUGGUAUGUUGUAAGUGAAUUGGCAACAGACAUCACUGUUAUCAUUGGGGAUGUCAAGUUUUACCUCCACAAGUUUCCCCUUCUGUCAAAGAGCGCUCACUUGCAGAAGUUGGUCACUACUGCCUCUGGGGAGCAGAAUGAUGAAAUAUACAUACCAGAGAUCCCAGGUGGUUCUGCGGCAUUUGAGAUAUGUGCCAAAUUCUGUUAUGGCAUGACCGUUACUCUUAAUGCCUAUAAUGUAGUUGCAGCCCGUUGUGCUGCUGAAUACCUAGGAAUGCAUGAGACAAUUGAAAAGGGAAACCUCACCUACAAAAUCGACGUUUUCCUUAGUUCAAGCAUCUUUCGUAGCUGGAAGGAUUCAAUCAUCGUUCUUCAGUCUACAAAGGCAUUAAUGCCAUUAUCUGAGGAACUGAAAUUAGUAAGCAAUUGCUUAGAAUCUAUUGCUGUGAAGGCCUCUGCUGAUAUUUCUAAAGUGGACUGGUCUUACACAUAUAACCGUAAGAAACUACCUGAGGAAAACGGGAACAAUCCCAACUGGAAUGGCGUCAGGAAUCGUAGUGUGCCGAAAGACUGGUGGGUUGAGGAUCUUUGUGAGCUAGAAAUUGAUGUAUACAAGCGUGUUAUAGUGAGUAUAAAAAACAAAGGAAUAGUCCCAAAUGACGUGAUUGGAGAAGCCUUGAAGGCUUAUGCUUACCGUUAUCUUCCAGGCUUUAGCAAAGGUGUGCUUCAAUGUGGGGAUCCACUGAAGUAUCAGUCAGCAGUGUCGACAAUUGUCUGGCUGUUACCUGCCGAGAAAGGCAGUGUUUCUAGUAGUUUCUUGUCCAAAUUGCUGAAGGCUUCCAUUUUCCUAGCUUCUGGAGACGAGACCAAAGAAGAGCUCGUUCGACGAAUGGGACAGCAGCUAGAGGAGGCUACAGUGAUCGAUCUUUUGCUGCGAGCACCGGAAGGUGAAGCUAAAACUUAUGAUGUUCAUGCUGUACAGAAAAUGGUGGAGGUGUUUCUGUUGCAAGAUCAUAAUAGUGAAAUCGAGUCACUUGAAGAGGGAAAUGAGCUUCAGGAGCCAAGAGGGCCAGGGAUUUUAUCAGAUGCGACUAAGUUGAUGGUGGCAAAAUUGAUCGAUGGUUAUCUUGCUGAAAUUGCAAAGGAUCCCAACCUACCAUCAGUAAAGUUCAUUGAUCUUGCAGAAAUGGUAUCUGGCAUCGCUCGGCCUUCACAUGACGGGCUCUAUCGAGCCAUAGACAUGUAUCUGAAGGAACAUCCAGGGAUCGGCAAGAGUGAUAAGAAGAGAAUCUGCAAACUGAUAGACUGCAAGAGACUAUCUGCCGAUGCGUGCAUUCAUGCUGUACAAAAUGAACGGCUCCCUCUACGUAUGGUUGUGCAGGUAUUAUUUUUCGAGCAAGUCAGGGCCUCGGCAUCAUCAGGCAGCAGCACUCCCGACCUACCUAAAGGCAUCAAGGAUCUAACAAGUGGGUCUCACAGCAGCUCAAGAUCAGCCACAACGAACCCCGAGGAAGAUUGGGAUGCCGUCGCCAUGGCAGAGGAGCUCAAGGCUCUCAAAGGGGAGCUAGCUUCCUUGAGGCUUGCUAAUGGUAGAGGAAGUAGUGAGAGGAAUGGAGAUGGUAAAAAUGGAAUUGACAAAGCAGCUCUUAGUAAAAUGAAAGGAUUGCUCAAGUCAAAGAAGCUUUUCACAAAGCUAUGGUCAAGCAAAGGAGGAGGAUAUGGUGAAAACAGCGGCUCGGAUUCAUCGGAGAGCCUUGGUUCUGCUAAUCAGGAGGAAGCUAAGUCAACACCUUCCAGAAACAGAAGGCAUUCGGUUUCUUAGAGGUUUCCAUUUUGGUGGUUAAGAUGAAAAGAGUGUUUUGAGAUGGGUAACCCAAGAGUGGCUAAAAUGAGCAAGAAUGAAGUAUAUAUAGGUUAAGAGUCUGUAGUGUAUAUCAGUUAUUGCAAACAUUACUAUUUAAGGGCAGUCCCCCACCAAACAAAAACAAAAGCAAAAACAAAAACAAAAACAAAACAAAAAAAGAAAAAAGAAAAAAUAUAUUUAAAAGAUGAAACCUUUUUUCUUGUAUGGGGGUUAUUUAAGUGAGCAGAGAUUUGUUUACAUGGUGAAAUCCCAUCAAAGAUGGAUGAGAAUCAUUCUGUAACAUUGUUCAGGUGGAAUCAAAUAAAGAUUGUCUUUGCUUUUGAGAGCAUUUUGAAUUA
Messenger RNA from Benincasa hispida (wax gourd), 3758 nucleotides. It is a transcript of the gene NPY2, whose product is annotated as Phototropic-responsive NPH3 family protein. NCBI's taxonomy places the organism in Eukaryota, Viridiplantae, Streptophyta, Magnoliopsida, Cucurbitales, Cucurbitaceae. Gene Ontology annotation, molecular function: protein binding. The record is from RefSeq and is a predicted model, not a curated record.